ACAGCCUACAGGUGGCCCUUAGCCCAGUGGGCUACAUUCCUUGUACCGUACCUGUCUGGCAAAGCUCGGGCUGCAUACGUCGCCAUGAAUCCUUAUGAAGCCGGGGACUACUUCAAGGUGAAGAAUGCCAUCUUAGCCAAAUAUGAGAUAAACGCCGAAAGCUACCGAACACGGUUCAGGGAGCCGAACAUUCAAUCUGGUGAGACGCAGAAAGAAUUCUACAAGCGGCUGAAGGACUUGUACCAAAAAUGGAUUCGCCCAGCGGAGCACACUGUGGAAGAAAUCGGUGAAGUGCUCAUUCUGGAACAAUUCUUGCGCUCACUCUCCCCGGAGGUAAGAGUGUGGGUCAAAGAGCACAACCCCAGCACAGGCCUGAAGGUCGCAGAGCUCGUGGAUAGUUACCUGUCAGCCCGCCGCGGACCGAAGGACUUCAGAUUCCAAGGCCCCAACAGAGCACCUCAACCUCCGAAGGGUAAGUCUGUGGGAUAUGGGAGUGGAGUUGGUCCUGGUCCGGGGAGUGGUACACAGAGUAGGGGCCCAAGCACUAGACAUUACAUGCCUCAACACCCCUCUCAGCCUAGACCUACUGACACAUCCACAACACACAAUACACCUGCUAACACACAGGCUGUAUGUCAUUAUUGUGGUAAGCCAGGUCACUGGGCUAGAGUUUGUCCUCUGAAGAAGGUUAGGGGUGCUACUUGCAGUAUGGUUUCUGUGCCUAGACCUAUGACUGAUGCUGUGUAUGCUGACAGUGUGCCAGUAAUGGGUGUGAUUGUGAAUGAUAAACCGGCAAGGGCUCUCCUGGACACAGGCAGCACCCACACUUUGGUGCAACCUCACCUGGUUCAGCAGCCUGAAGCUUUGACUGGCGAGAAACUGCGAGUAGUGUGUGUGAAUGGUGAUGUCCAUGAAUACCCCAUAGCACUUGUGUCUGUUAAAGUGCAAGAUCAGAUGUUCAGGUGAGAAGCCGGGGUUGUUAAAGGCUUGAAUUACCCUGUGGUCUUAGGUCAGGAUGUGGUGAUUCUGCCAGACCUGGUGCAGGCUUCUCUCCCAAUGAGUUGCGUUGCAACCAGGGCACAGGCUAAAAAGGCGCAGGAGUUGUUACGUGAAAUGCCAUACAGUGGAGAAGAUUUUGGUUCCCCUGUAAAAAUGAGAGACAGGAAGACACGCCGACAGCGUAGGCAUGACAAACUAGUUGGCACAGUCAAAGUCAUGUCUGGUGAAGAGCUAGCGGCAGUUCCUGAUGCAGGGAAGGAGAUGUGGCAAGUUUCUGAUGAUCUAUA
Molecule: messenger RNA, 1286 nt
Organism: Cyprinodon variegatus (sheepshead minnow)
Lineage: Eukaryota; Metazoa; Chordata; Actinopteri; Cyprinodontiformes; Cyprinodontidae
Product: zinc finger protein 444-like
Exons: 1
Coding region: 85-966 (293 amino acids)
Biological process (GO): proteolysis
Molecular function (GO): nucleic acid binding; zinc ion binding; aspartic-type endopeptidase activity
Source: RefSeq, a predicted model, not a curated record